CCAGGAUGGAGACAGUGAAUGCUGAGGCCCUGCUGCCCAUUCUGCUGGGGCUGCUGCUGGCCGUCACCCCGGGGACUCUGAGUGCCAACCCUGGCCUAGUGGCCAGGAUCACCGGCAAGGGCCUGGAGUAUGCGGCCAAGGAGGGACUGCUAGCCCUGCAGAGAGACCUGAGCAAGAUCACCCUGCCGGACUUCACCGGGGACUUCAAAAUCCGCCCCAUAGGCCGAGGACACUAUGACUUCCACAGCCUGGAGAUCCACAGCUGCGAGCUGCCACACUCCACCCUGAAGCCCCUCCCCGGCCAGGGCCUGAGUCUCUCCAUCUCCGAUUCCUCCAUUGGGGUCCAGGGCAGGUGGAAGGUGCGAAAAUCUUUUGCGAAGCUCCAGGGCUCCUUUGACCUGCUGGUCCAGGGCCUCACCAUCUCCGUGGACCUCCUCCUGGGCACCGGCCCCUCAGGGAGGCCCACGGUCACUGCCCCCCGCUGCAGCAGUCGCAUCUAUGAUGUUGACGUGGACAUAUCUGGAAGUCUGGGGUGGCUGCUGAGUCUCUUCCACAACCAGAUCGAGUCCAGGUUCCGAAAAGUGCUGGAGGACAAGAUUUGUGAAAUGGUCCAGAAAUCAGUGGCCUCCGACCUGCAGCCUUACCUCCAAACCCUGCCAGUCACCGCCAAGAUUGACAGCCUCGCGGGCAUCGACUACAGCCUAGUGGAGGCCCCUCAGGCCACAGCCCAGGCACUGGACAUGAUGUUCAAGGGUGAAAUCUUCAAUCUCCACAAUCGCUCUGAGGUGGCAGCACACGCUCCAGUCAUGAGCCUUCCCGAGGAUCACGAGAAAAUGGUCUACUUUGCCAUCUCCAGCUAUGUCUUCAACACCGCCAGCCAUGUUUAUCACCAGGCCGGCUACCUUAGCUUCUUCAUUACAGAUGACAUGAUCCCGUCUGAUUCGACCAUCCGCCUGACCACCAAGUCCUUCCGAGCCUUCGCCCCCCGGAUAGCCAGACUAUACCCCAACAUGAACUUGGAGCUCCAAGGAGCAGUGGUCGCUGCUCCGCUCCUCAACUUAAGUCCUGGGAAUCUGUCCCUGGCGCCACAGAUGGACAUCCAGGCAUUUGUGCUGCUGCCCAGCUCUGUCCAGGAACCUGUUUUCCGACUUGCUGUGGGCACUAAUAUAUCCGCCAUGCUGACCUUGGACACGAACAAGGUCACAGGGUUCCUGAACCCGGGAAAGCUACAAGUAGAACUGAAAGAAUCCAAUGUUGGAAUGUUCAAUGUGGAGCUGUUGGAAGCACUCCUCAACUACUACCUUCUCAACACCCUCUACCCUCAGGUCAACGAUAAAUUGGCCAAAGGCUUCCCCCUGCCUCUGCUAAGCCGUGUCCAGCUCUACGACCUUGCUCUCCAGAUCCACAAGGACUUUCUAUACUUGGGUGCCAAUGUCCAGUACACAAGAGUUUGAGAGUCAGAAGAAAAACAGGUCUUGGAGGCCACCGCUGGAUGGGCCUGCUUCGUUUCCAGCUGUGUGGCACAUCUCCAGAGCAUUUCAGAAGACAGGGAUAUUUCUGUUCUCAGCUCUGAGGAGCUCUGCCCUCUUCCUCUUCAUCAAGUUUACCCACCCAUCAUCUCCCUGAUCCAGGACUCAAGUCUCCUCCAAAAAGGACCUUCUCUGAACUGACCUGUGAAGUUGCUAAGAUCAGGCAUUAUACUGUUUUGUAUGCCUGUAUACCAAUACCAGGACUUGAACUCA
This is a messenger RNA of Dipodomys spectabilis (banner-tailed kangaroo rat), 1742 nucleotides long. Its product is annotated as lipopolysaccharide-binding protein-like. Gene Ontology annotation, molecular function: lipopolysaccharide binding. Gene Ontology annotation, biological process: defense response to Gram-positive bacterium; macrophage activation involved in immune response; innate immune response. The transcript is spliced from 15 exons. The record is from RefSeq and is a predicted model, not a curated record. The coding region runs from base 6 to 1454 and encodes 482 amino acids. Lineage: Eukaryota; Metazoa; Chordata; Mammalia; Rodentia; Heteromyidae.